Paramecium sonneborni is the source of this 752-nucleotide messenger RNA. NCBI's taxonomy places the organism in Eukaryota, Ciliophora, Oligohymenophorea, Peniculida, Parameciidae. The record is from the annotation of a GenBank genome assembly.
AUGUAUAAGGGUGCUAUGGAAUAUAGUAAAAGUCUAACACUAAUAAAUAUAUUUGUGUCAAAAAAUAAGAUUUAAUUUGAAAAUGAAUUAUAGACAAGAAUUAGAAGUUAUUUAGAGUAUAUUUGGUAAGAGAAAUAAAACAUGAACGAUGAAGAAGUAUCAUAAUUAAUAUGUAAAUUGAAUAGUAAUUUAUAAGAGGAAUUAUAAUAUCAGUUAAGAGGAAAAUUUUAAGCAGUUAUAAAGUGAUGAUAAAGAAAUUUUCAAGAAAAAUGAUAUAAUAAUUAUUAGGAUAGAUAUUAAAUAAAUUAGAUGAUUCUUCAUUAUAUAUUAUUACAAAAGGAGAAGUAAAAUUAUAUUUGAAAGGUUUUAAUAAUUUAAAUGAAAGAGUUAAAAGGAAUAGUUUUAAAUUUCUUUAUUAAGGAGAUUAUUUUGGAGAAUUUUUAUUUUUUUACAGGUUAACCUUAUAAAGCAACUGUAAUAUCUAGUGCAUUUAGAAAAGAAUUAAAAAUAAAUAAUUAAAAUAAACACUAUUACACAUACUUUAAGUUUUUUGUUAUAGUUGUUAAAGUAAUUAAAAUUUAAUAAAAAAAUAUCAUUAUUUACAUUAUUUUCUUGAUAAAGUAAGGAAUUAUAUCCUCAUGAUUAACCAAGAAAUAAAAAAAUAAGUAGAUAAGAGAUAUAAUAAGAAUAAUCAUAUUUAGAAAGUAAAGGAACAGAUAUUGAAGGUUAUGAAUAACAUUCUAUUUCGAUGA